AUGACGUAUUGGCCCAUCUCCACUCCCUCCGUCUUCGCGGCCACCAAGAAUACGAAUCUCGAGCGCACACCAGUAUCCCAUGAUGGCACUGACCAAGCGUCGCAAAGUGAACGAGAUGGCGCGUCUGAGGUCGAGGUCGAGUCCGACGACAAGAGCGACAAGGUCACGGCAUCAGAAAGAACUGAAGGGUUGAAAGAGCAAGGAAAGGAGCAGACAGCGCAUAAAACAAACACGCCUGAUCACUUCGCGGAAGAUGACGUGCACGGCGAGAUUGUUGCUAUUCAAGUGACAAGGAGUGGACAAUUGUUCGCUACCCUCACUCGAACCACGUUAACUAUCUGGCAGACAAAGCCCACCGUUAUCUUAGCCUCCGUCCUACGAUCACAGAAGUCGUUGAAGACUUACGGUCCAAACACGGACAUUCUGCUUCGCCCUGACUCCCAGAUAUUCGUUAUUCAGACUACGCUUGGCUUCUUGAUCACAUACUCGCUCGCAACAGACCACUCGUCUCGUGUAUACAAGACACAGUUCACAGACACGCAUGGGACGCAUUCAAGAAGAAGCAGUGCCAAUGGAUUCAAACUACAGCGUCAGCAUGAUACCAAUGCUGGGCCUGGGGAGGGCAGCGGUUUCAAGGAGCUUAGUCUCCGUUUCCGUAUGGUCAUACGUGUCGAUGCUGGGAUUGUAAAGGCUCUGGCCCUUGACAACGAGCUCGUCGUGGCGACUGCAAAGCCGGCCGCGAUUCAGUGCAUCCGAUGGGCACCGGAUAAUCAAGGGAGUCAGACAAGUACAGAAGUCCUUACUAAAAUGAGCUGGCUUAGGAAGAAGCCUGCCCUUGUCGACAUGACCCACGAUCGACCUAUGAAUCUGUCGUGUUGGAUAACUGAAGAGGGUCAAGCAUACGCUGUUCAAAGAUCAAAACCAGGUCUACAGCGUGAGGGGAGUGUUCCGCAGAAUCUCUUCCAAGGAUAUGGCUUCCAUACACCCGAAACGAGUGGCGAGAAGGGAGUGAAGGCUGCGAUCAAUGCUCGAUUCUCGCUGCUUGCUGUGGGAUGUGAAAACAGCGACAUCUACGUCUACACAGUUCGAGACUAUACUGGCAACAUUCCAAUCUCGCACAAGCUACAACCCAACACUUCCUCUGCUGGCAAGCUGAACGUGUUGACAUACUCACCGGAUGGAUAUUGCCUGUUUGCUGGUUACGAGAACGGGUGGGCCAUGUGGAGUGUGUAUGGUAAACCAGGUGCCACUAGCUUCACGACCGACCGAACCAUCUCAGAGACGAAUGGCGAGGGAUGGCUACUCGGCGUGAAAGAUGCCUUUUGGAUUGGCGGAGGCGCUGAGCUGCUGAUCUUAGGCAAUAACGAUAACCGACUGUUCGUUGUCGAGAUGGCCAGAAGCGCUGUGACCGGAUGCUUUUCGUCGGCCAAUGUGUCAAGGUCUCUUAUGCAGACAAGCACAGGUUUUAUGAUAUACCGAGGCUAUGAUUUGCCUGAUCUGACAACCAUUUCUGCGGAACUAUCACUCUGGCACAACGUACAGGUGCCAUCGCACUAUCUCGUUGACCAGUGGCCCAUCAAAAGCGUGGUAAUAUCCAACGAUGGUAGGUACGUUGCAAUCGCUGGAAGGAGAGGACUUGCGCACUACAGUGUCAAUAGCGGACGAUGGAAGACUUUCGAUGAUCCGUUUGUUGAGAAUGAGUUCACAGUCCGCGGUGGUAUGUGUUGGUUCCAGCACGUGCUUAUUGCGGCAGUGGAAUCGCAGAAUUCCCAUGAGGUUCGAAUCUACUCACGUGAAUCAGCGCUCGACAACAGCCAUAUCAUGCAUGUGCAGAGGCUGCCAGCCCCCAUCGUACUCAUUGCGCCCUCCGGAGAAGACUCGCUCCUUGUCUACACGUAUGAGAACAUACUUUAUCACUACGUCAUGGGCGUUUCUGAUGCUACGGUGAACUUGAUACAAGUCGGUCAGAUUGCCCUACAGGGCAUUAUUCGCGCACCCACUAGAGUAAGGGCACUCAGCUGGAUGCUGCCAGAAGAUCAAAUUCAUCAUGGUGACCCAUCGCAAGAUGUGUCUGUUGCUACAAUUCUGUUUCUCGUCGACGGGAAGCUUGUGCUGCUUCAGCCUACGACGACCGGAGGUGGUGAACUCAAGUACGAAAUGCGAGUCAUCGCACACAACGUGGAAACGUACGCGUUGAUGCGUGACCAUCCUGCCUUUGCACUAGAAUCUCACGAAGAUUCUCUACCACCCAGCCCUUCAGUAGGGUUGACAAUGAAUGGUGUCCACGGUCAUGGUCACGAUUUACGGGAUUCGUUAUGGUAUUUUGACGGUCAGGAUAUGAAAGUAUGGAUCGACAUGCAAGACGUGCUUGCGUCUGCAUCUCCAGAGCUUGGUAGAGAUCUGCCUACGCCUGUCCAGAUUCCUGUCGAUUUCUAUCCUUUGUCUGCUCUGCUCAACAAAGCGAUCAUCUUCGGUAUAGAGUCAGAGCUAGUGCAGCGCAGGGACACCAGCUUUGCGUAUCUGCGGUUUGGAACGCGGGUACGUUCGAGUGGUGCAGCCAUGGCGACAAGCGACUAUAAGCUGACAUGCAUUGCAGACACACCUCUUCCUCCCCGCAACGCUACGCUAUCACUUAGCGCAGUAUAACCACCCUGCAGCCCUACAUCUUAGCCACCACUACCAGCAUCUGCUGUAUUUUCCGCACGCCCUCGAGAUCUUACUGCAUGAGAUCCUUGACGAAGAAGUCGACACCCAACCCCCGCCAGAGCAGGCGCUACUACCAAGCGUGUUGUCAUUCCUGAGCUCGUUCCCGCAAUAUCUAGACAUUGUCGUUCAAUGCACGCGCAAGACAGAAGUUCGUUCUUGGCGGACACUGUUCGCAAACCUGCCGCCGCCAGAGGAACUAUUUGAGGAGUCGCUCCAGAAAGGCAACUUGAAGACUGCAGGAGGCUAUCUACUGGUCCUACAUACGUUCGAAGAACUGCGAUCUACCGGCGAUCAGGUAGUUCGCUUACUGCAGCGCGCGAAGCAAGAGCAGGACUGGGAGCUUUGCAAAGAACUGGCGCGCUUCCUCAUGGCCCUCGACGAAUCGGGCGCAACCCUCCAACGAACACUGGAGCUAGUGGAGCUUAAGACGCCGUCAGCAGAACCGAGUUACGGGCAGUCUCACUUUACAUUUGAGACACCUCGUCUAAGUAUUCCUACAAGGGGUCGGGCCGGUACGAAUGGAUACCGAAAGGAUUGUGACGAAUCGAGUGGUAGUCGGAGUCCAGCAGAGAGCAGCGUUAGUCCUGGCGGACGAGGAGCAGGUCGCAGGAACACUACUGCACAAGAGCCGACCGACUACUUUGGCGUUGGUCUGGGGAGCCCGCUUGGACGACAUUGA
Molecule: messenger RNA, 3385 nt
Organism: Ascochyta rabiei
Lineage: Eukaryota; Fungi; Ascomycota; Dothideomycetes; Pleosporales; Didymellaceae
Product: WD40 repeat protein, variant 2
Exons: 4
Coding region: 1-2646 (881 amino acids)
Biological process (GO): intracellular protein transport; retrograde transport, endosome to Golgi
Cellular component (GO): cytosol; Golgi membrane; Ric1-Rgp1 guanyl-nucleotide exchange factor complex
Molecular function (GO): protein binding
Source: RefSeq, a predicted model, not a curated record